GUCAGACACGUCGCUUCCUCAUCGUCGAAGCUGUGGCAGCGAUUUCUCCAUGCCAUUAAACAUUUCGAUCACAGUCUGAUUGAUUUUCAAUUACUUCCUUCUCUGAUGUUCUGGCGUCGAGCAGCACUGCCACAAUGGUCGCUUUCAUCGAAGUUUUUCGGUUCGAACACGUGUUGCAUGACACAUUUCACUUAGAGGUUACUGGCCACUGACCAAUCAGUUGGACGGUCUACAUCAAUGUGUUAAAAUUGGCGGAUAGUCUGGGUACCACAAAUCAUUCAACGAUGGCCGACUGCAUGUAGUGUCCCAGAAAAACGACAAUAGAAAUGAACAUGAGUUUCUCAAACAAUACCACUGUGGAAAACAUAAUAAACGAGAAUAUAGUGCAAGUGGCUUUUUUCAUGGUGUAUACGACAAUUUUUGUACUCGGAAUUUUCGGCAACGUGUUAGUGUGCUACGUCGUCUUCAGGAACAGAGCCAUGCAAACAGUGACUAACUUAUUCAUAACAAAUUUAGCGUUAUCGGAUAUACUGCUGUGUGUACUAGCUGUGCCCUUCACCCCUCUGUACACCUUUUUGGGAGAGUGGAUUUUCGGUAGGCUCAUCUGUCAUUUAGUGUCUUACGCUCAAGGGAUCAGUGUCUAUAUUUCUACGCUUACUCUGACGUCAAUUGCCAUCGAUAGAUAUUUUGUGAUAAUUUACCCUUUCCACCCGAGGAUGAAACUGUCUACAUGUAUCAUAAUAAUAGUUAUAAUCUGGAUGUUUUCGAUGCUGGUCACGUUGCCAUAUGGAGUAUACGUCAAACUCAAAACCGAGUCCUACACUGACAAGUUUUUCUGCGAAGAAACCUGGCCUAGCGAAGAUUGGAGAAAAACUUUUGGUGGUAUCACCACAGCGAUGCAGUUCCUCAUCCCGUUUUUGAUUAUGGCUUUCUGCUACAUCUGUGUAUCGAUAAAACUGAACGAUCGAGCUAGGUCCAAGCCUGGUUCCAAAAAUGCCCGAAAAGAAGAAGCAGAUCGGGAAAGAAAGCGAAGAACUAACAGGAUGCUGAUAGCAAUGGUCGCUGUUUUCUUGAUAUCAUGGCUGCCCUUGAACUCUAUAAAUAUCGUAAACGACUUUUACUUACAAAUGCAAGACUGGGCAUUUUACCACCUAACGUUUUUCAUCACUCACGCAAUAGCCAUGUCCUCCACUUGCUACAACCCUUUCUUGUACGCUUGGCUGAAUGAAAAUUUCCGGAAGGAGUUCAAGCAGGUCCUUCCGUGUUUUGAUGGAUCUGCGGCCGGAAGAUUGCCAUCGGCGUGUCGGUUCGAGAACUGGAGAUCGGAGCGGACUUGCAACGGGAACAACGAGACUGCACAGGAAUCGCUGCUUCCCUCUUCCGGGAUUCAUCGAGCCGUUUCCAUUAGAGAAAGGAAACCGACACCGCCGCCGCUGAAAACGGACAGUGUGGAAAUGGAAAACAUAAUUGUACCGGCGGUUGGGGUUGUUUACGAUUCCGCCUCGGAUAUUGUUCGACUCAAAUUGAUAACGGAAGAGGAUCCGCCACCGUACGAAGCAGCGCAUAAGGAAGAUGAAUAA
Molecule: messenger RNA, 1580 nt
Organism: Leptinotarsa decemlineata (Colorado potato beetle)
Lineage: Eukaryota; Metazoa; Arthropoda; Insecta; Coleoptera; Chrysomelidae
Product: prolactin-releasing peptide receptor-like
Biological process (GO): G protein-coupled receptor signaling pathway
Cellular component (GO): neuron projection; plasma membrane
Molecular function (GO): neuropeptide Y receptor activity; neuropeptide binding
Source: RefSeq, a predicted model, not a curated record